This is a messenger RNA of Jaculus jaculus (lesser Egyptian jerboa), 2356 nucleotides long. It is a transcript of the gene Islr, whose product is annotated as immunoglobulin superfamily containing leucine rich repeat. The transcript has 3 exons. NCBI's taxonomy places the organism in Eukaryota, Metazoa, Chordata, Mammalia, Rodentia, Dipodidae. Bases 387 to 1673 code for a protein of 428 amino acids. The record is from RefSeq and is a predicted model, not a curated record. Gene Ontology annotation, molecular function: protein binding.
GAGAGAGAGAGAGAGAGUCAACCCAACCCAAAAUUUUGGCCUCUUUCCCCGAUUCUUGUGUCACUUAUGAAACAGGGUCCCUGUUGCUGGAGCACAUCUUUGUUUUGCUGAAAGCAAGAGGUGUGGGCUGCCACUCCGCCCUGUCACCUCCCCUGAGCGGUGUCGUCCCAGGCGGGGUGGGCCCCUUUCUCCAGCAUCUUAACCCUGCCUCGGUCACCCUGGCCUUUCAGCUUUGUGGCUCUGGUUUCAUCUUAGAAGAGGCUCUUCUUGAUUAAGCAACACGAGCUUGGAGGAACAGGCCGAGGCAAGAGAGCACUUCGCAGAGAAGCUGGGGUCUGCAUCCAUCCUGUCUUCGCCUGGCCUGGCUGCACAACUUGGGAAGUACCAUGAGGGAGCUGCGCCUGCUCUGCUGGGCGGUUCUCCUGGGCCUGGUACAGGCUUGCCCUGAGCCUUGCGACUGUGGGGAAAAGUACGGCUUUCAGAUUGCAGACUGCGCCUACCGUGACCUAGAGGCCGUACCACCGGGCUUCCCGGCCAACGUGACCACGCUGAGCCUGUCAGCCAACCGGCUGCCAGGCCUACCAGAGGGAGCCUUCAGGGAGGUGCCUCUGCUGCAGUCGCUGUGGCUGGCCCACAAUGAGAUCCGGACCGUGGCUCCCGGGGCCCUGGCUUCUCUGGGCCAUCUUAAGAGCCUGGACCUCAGCCACAACCUUAUCUCCGAGUUCGCCUGGAGCAACCUGCACAACCUCAGCGCCCUCCAGUUGCUCAAGAUGGACAGCAAUGAGCUGGCCUUCAUUCCCCGUGACGCCUUCCGUAGCCUUCGGGCUCUGCGCUCCCUGCAGCUCAACCAUAACCGCCUUCAGGCCUUAGCCGAGGGCACCUUCGCACCGCUCACCGCCCUGUCCCACCUGCAGAUCAACGACAAUCCUUUUGACUGCACCUGUGGCAUCGUGUGGUUCAAGACGUGGGCCCUGGCCACGGCUGUGUCCAUCCCGGAGCAGGACAACAUUGCUUGCACGUCACCCCACGUGCUCAAGGGGACCCCGCUGAGCCGCCUGCCUCCUUUACCGUGCUCCGCGCCCUCGGUGCAACUUAGCUACCAGCCCAGCCAGGACGGGGCGGAGCUGAGGCCUGGCUUUGUGCUGGCACUGCACUGUGAUGUAGACGGACAGCCAGCCCCCCAGCUUCACUGGCACAUUCAGACCCCUGGUGGCACUGUAGAGAUUGCCAGCCCCAACGUGGGCACCGAUGGGCGUGCCCUGCCUGGUGCCCUGGCAGCCAGCGGGCAGCUGCGCUUUCAGGCCUUUGCCAACGGCAGCCUGCUCAUCCCUGACUUCGGGAAGCUGGAGGAGGGCACCUACAGCUGCUUGGCUACCAAUGAGCUGGGCAGUGCGGAAGGCUCUGUGAACGUGGCCCUGGCCACCCCAGGUGAGGGCACUGAGGACGCGCUAGGGCACAGGUUCCACGGCAAAGCAAUGGAAGGCGGGGGCUGCUACACCGUUGACAAUGAGGUACAGCCAUCCGGGCCCGAGGACAACGUGGUCAUCAUCUACCUCAGCCGUGCUGGGCCUCCGGAGACAGCUGUAGCAUCCGAGGGGAGCCCUGGGCAGCGGCUGCCAGGCUGGCUCCUUCUGGGCCUAAGCCUCUUGAUUUCCCUCCUUGCCUGCCUCUAGCCACGCAGCCUGCCCUGGCUGGCUAAAGCGGCCCCAGGAUCUCCUUAACUCCUCUUCCUCCUGACCCUGCCAGCGUUCCUUAUAAAUACACGCCACGGGGGUCUGGGGCUGGCAAGCUUGGGGUUGGCCUGGGAACUUCACACUUUCCUACCUCCCCUUUUAAAAGCUCUUCCAGACCACCUACCACUCCGCCUUUUAGACCUGCUCAGAUGCUAGCAGCUAGGAUAGGACUGCCGCCCAUGAUUCUGGCUCUGGUGCUAAUCGCUGCUAACAGCAUUGCCCAUACCCACAGUGUGGGAGGGGGAGCAUGCUAAUAGGGGUGAUCAUGAUGCCCUGACCCACCAAGAAUUCUGGACACUGAGACUGAUAAGCUGGGGAGGCCACCGAGCUAGGCGUUGGAGUAGGACUGGGAGGAGCCUGGAUUGGCCAGCACAGGAAGGGCUAGGGAGGUCAGAAGUGCCCCUGCCCCUGCUGUCCUCUGAUAAGAAUAUGGGACCCAUCUAUGUCUGGGCCUUCCUCCCAUCUGGACUUCUGCUCCCCUAGUCUGCACCCUCCAUCCACCCAGGACACCUGCCCUCCAUCCUUCUCCAAGUAUGCACCUGUAGCCUGCCCCUCCAACAAGGCCAGCCAGCAUGGGGAGGCGGGGAGGGGGCGUCAGAGAAAUAAACAGCAUUUCCAAUGCU